Entrophospora sp. SA101 is the source of this 567-nucleotide messenger RNA. Lineage: Eukaryota; Fungi; Glomeromycota; Glomeromycetes; Entrophosporales; Entrophosporaceae. The record is from the annotation of a GenBank genome assembly.
AUGGUUAAUUCAGUUUCAACUGGACAAGAAGCAAAUAAAGGUCCUGAUCCACAACCAAAGGGAGCAAGGACACCCCCACCAAGAUCUUCAAAUGAAGAGAGACUUCUUUCUACUCCAAACAAGCAAAAUAUGCAUAAUGAGGAGAUUGUUUGUGAUGCUCCACCUGUGUGGACAAAAUCUCUAGAGUCUUAUCUCAACAAUGCUUUUAAGAAAGGAGAUGAAUUUAAGAUUGCUAUAAUGAAAAAAUUAAAUGGAGACGAAGGAAAUUACUUUCGUUUGUAUUGCGAAAAAGUUCUGAUUGAUUUCUACAAUUUGAUUGAUAUUUUUCCUGAUAUGUCAAGAAAAAUUGGCGAACAAAAGUAUAUUAUACAAAACAGGUUUUAUGAAACAAUGUUUGGAAAAAUAUGCUUUGACUGGAUAGAGUCACAUUCUCCUGCAGGAAAACUAACAAAGUCAGCCACCAACUCUGGCAUUAUUAAGGUGGGCAUGAGAGGAGUCCGGACAUUGGAUGAUAAAGAAGUCUUUCACAUGGAAGUCUCAGGCCCACCUUCAUUACCAUCAAAAUGA